Molecule: messenger RNA, 1474 nt
Organism: Trachemys scripta elegans
Lineage: Eukaryota; Metazoa; Chordata; Testudines; Emydidae
Gene: GAL3ST2
Product: galactose-3-O-sulfotransferase 2
Exons: 3
Coding region: 1-1194 (397 amino acids)
Biological process (GO): glycoprotein biosynthetic process; glycolipid biosynthetic process
Cellular component (GO): membrane
Molecular function (GO): galactosylceramide sulfotransferase activity
Source: RefSeq, a predicted model, not a curated record
AUGGGCUGGCGCCGCUGCGCCGGGAGCUCAGCUGCGUGCUGCCCCAAGGCCCAGGGAGGAAAGAGAAAACAUUUCCCAUGUGCUUUAAGUUCAUACAGAGUGUGGGGGUUUUCCACCAAGCACCUGAGACCCAGUCACCCCCAGACGAACGUGAUGUUUCUCAAGACCCACAAAACUGCCAGCAGCACCAUCAUGAACAUCCUAUUCCGGUUUGCAGAGAAGCACAAUCUGACCUUAGCCCUUCCUGCUGGCCAGAACUACCACCUGGGCUAUCCUCAUCGCUUCAUGGCCCAGUUUGUAGAGGGAUUUAAAACCAUGGGACAAAGCUACAACAUCAUGUGCAACCACAUGAGGUUUAACCUCCCAGAGGUCCGAAAAGUAAUGCCAAAUACCACCACCUACUUUUCCAUCCUGAGAAACCCAGUUUCACUGAUGGAGUCCUCCUAUGCCUAUAAUAAAUUUUUUACACCAGCAUUUAGAAGGUCAAAGGAUGUGAAUGAGUUUCUGGCAUCUCCAUGGACAUAUUACAAUAUGAGUGAAUACACAAAUAAUGUUCAUGCAAGGAACUACAUGUGGUUUGACUUUGGCUAUGAUAACAAUGCAAUGGACACUGAGGACUAUGUUCAGCAUGUCAUAGCGGAGAUUGAACAGGCUUUUCAGCUGAUGCUGCUAACCGAUUACUUUGAUGAGUCCAUGGUCCUGCUGAAGGACACUUUGGGCUGGGAGCUGGAUGAUGUGGUUUACUUCAAGCUGAAUUCCCGAAGCCAGGACACUAUUGAAAGCAUGACCCCUGAGAGCAAGGAAAAGGUAAAAGAAUGGUGCUCAUUGGACUGGAAGCUCUACCAACACUUCAACAGGACCUUCUGGAGGAGAAUUCAGGAGACAAUAGGGCUAGAAAAAUUGGAUCAGGAGGUGAAUCUCUUGAGAAUGAGACAAAAGGAACUCAUGGAGCUGUGUCUCUUGGACCCAGUGCCGAUAGAUAAGACAAAGAUCAAAGACAAAAAACUUCAGCCCUUCCAAUCAGGGCAUGCAAAUAUUCUGGGCUAUAAUCUUAAAGAAGACAUGGCUAAUGAGACUCUGAGAACCUGCCUGAGAUUGAUCACACCUGAGCUUCAGUAUAUGUCAUAUCUGUAUGCUCGUCAGUUUCCAGAGAAGAAGAGGAAGAGCAUAGCCUUUUCCUUGUGGUGGAGGUGAUAGUGUUGGUGGAUUGUUAAUAUCACUCACAGAGCAAUAAUGCUUAUAACAUUCCUAUCACCUUGUUCAUGUACCUCCCAGAGAUGUGUGUUUACGUUUUUAUGGCCCAGUGGAGUUAACCCAUGAAAUUUCCUUACAGAGAUUUCAGAUCCGUGAGUGGGGUGGGGAGACAGAGCGUGUGUGGCAGGAACACAGCACUCCCCAGCUGACUCCAUCUGGCAUAUGGGACAAAGAGUCCUGUGGCACCUUAUAGACUAACAGACGUAUUGGAGCAUAAGGU